UUUCAAAUCGCCAUUUUGUACACAAAAUCGGUUGUCAAACUUGAAUAUCACCACAACUUCAGCACCAUGCCAACAAAACUACCAUUCCGUGUUAUCCAUGUUUCUGGCCAAGAUGAACAUUUCAAAGCUGUAGAAUUGAAUACUCACAGUCCUCUUACAAAAGGCUGGCAGUCUGCAAGAUUUUGCCUUUACCCACAAGACAUAGUAGUGAAACUUGACUUCAGAAGCAGGCUGCGCAAGGUGCAACUUCUAUCCCAUCAAUUUUUGGUAGCCACCAAGGUAGAGUUCUAUGUUGGAGACGUGCCUGAUGGGACACCACCUACUUUGCAGCAUGCCAGAUACACAAGACUAGGCUAUAUUGAAUUGUCCAGCAAUGAAAAAACUGGCUUUAAAGCUCGGGAACUGAAGUCUGUCCAUGUAGAUGCAGUAGGUCUCUUCCUGAAGCUGGUCAUCCACAAAAACCACGUCAACAAGCACAACCUCUACAACCAGGUGGGACUAGUGGCUAUUAAUGUGAUCGGAGACGCAGUCGUCAACCCUAGUGACCCCGAUGACCUUCCUAACCUGUCUGACCCCAGGACUGGGAAUGACCCUGCUCUGGCUGGGAUACUCAACAAACCUGACUACAUCUCUCCACUGGAUGACCUGGCCUUUGACAUGUACCAAGACAAGGAAAUUGCUGUCAUUAUAAGGAAGCUGGAAAAGAAAAAACAAGAGGCCGUAUUACAAGAAAGAUUUGACUAUGCUAAGAGGUUAAAAGGUGCUAUAACAGAACUUCAGAAGGUUGGUGAGAAGUUGGGACGCUAUGAGAUUGAGAAGAGACAAGCUGUAGAGAAUGAAGACUAUGACAAAGCAAAGGAAAAGAAACUCCAAAUGGACGAGUACAGAAUCAACAUUUACAGAGACAUGGGCAUUCAGCAGCUACUAGCAGACAAUGUGCCAAAGGAGCAUGCCCCUCCCUAUGUGGAUUUGGAGCCAACUAGGCAAGCUUCUCCCCCUAAGCUCCCAGAGCUGACCCACACUCCUCAACCCCCUCCAGUGGCAGACACAUACGCAUCCCCCACCCCAAAAUUGGCCUAUGAUGAGAGACCACUACCUGCACUAAAAGCAGGUGGAGGGAACCCAGGAGCUGAUGAAGAUGUUUCCCCUAGAGAAGUUGCCAGGACUCCAUAUGAUAAUCGUGCUCUACCUGCUCAGUCAAGCAAACCCUCAGAGCCAGCUUAUGAAGAUGAACCAUCUCCUAGAACUGAUCAAGAUGAUACUGCUGCCCCAAGCUCAAUGAGUGAAAAGGAUCAGAGAGAAGCAUCAUUGCCAAUAGAUGUGUUUGGACUUGAUCUGGUGUCUAAAUUAUAUAUGAAAGCAUUUGUCCCUAAAGAAGAAGGUUUCAAGGAAUUGCUCAGUCAAGUGACGUCUUCCAGUGGGGACGCAACACAGACCCUACGUGCUGCCACCUAUUUGGUCAUCCGAGGGCUCAAAGAUAACGUAUAUGGGAUUUUCAAAGCAGCAUUAAAAGUUCUGGAAUAUCUAAUGAAUGACUUUGUGAAAGAUCACAGUAUGUCUAGGAGUGACAUCAAUGAGAGUAUGCACAAGACGCUCCCAGUGAUGCUCCAGAGGUCAGGUGACACGUCAGUGCGAAUAAGGAAUGAUGCAAAGGAAUACAUUCUGGACUGUGCAAUGUACUCAGAAAUAAAGCCAACCCAUCUUGUACCACAUGAAUGCGUAAAACCAUUCAAGACCAAUAUUGCGCCAAGACUGUCACAAAGCCGAACAGAAAUCAUUGAAUCUCUCUACAAACAACUGGGAAUCGACAACAACUCAGGUCUAUCCCUUGAUAACAUGAUGCACUUUCUACUGAGGUGUCUUGAACACACAGAUGCUGGAACACGAAAUAUUGCAGAACGAAUCAUAAUUCAACUGUACAAAGACAAAAAAGAUGUAAAGAAACACUUGCCUCCAGAUGACGACAAAACUCGGAAGAACACCCUCUAUAGGCAGCUGUUUGAAGCUUUUGAUACUAUAGAUGGGAAACCAUCAAGAUCUGAAAUGAAGAAAAAGAAGGCUGAAGAGGAAGCAAAGAAGAAAGAAGAAAUUAAUGCACUUAAGAACCAAUUACAGCAACUGAAGGAGCUCCAAAAACAGACUGAGGGUGCUCCAGAGUCCACUCCAGUUGCAGAUAAAUCAAAACAGAAUAAUAAACCUAAGGCAAAGAAUACUCCACGUGGUAAACAAGAGAAACAAGAUAAAGGUGCUAUAAAGAAACCAGAGAUUGAAGAUGAUCUCUCAGCCAUAGACAUAGACAACACUUGUGUGUUCUGUGGUGAGAAGAAUGAGGCAUUCUCAGACAAGGGUCUUGAUGUCCAUUAUUGGAAGGUAUGCCCAAUGCUGAAAAGAUGUGCCAACUGCAAGCAGGUGGUGGAGAUUGCUGGCCUGUCUGACCAUUAUCUCUCAGAGUGUGAGGCCAAGGAUAACUAUGGCAAGUGUCCACGUUGUAGUGAAGCCUUCCCUACUGCUGAGGUAGAUGCUCAUAUCAAGGCAAAAUCAUGUCCACCAUCAGAGAAUGGCAAGAACCACUGCCCAUUGUGUCAUCUGAACUUCCCACCUGGAGAGGAGAGCUGGAAGUCUCAUUUGAUGAGCAAGGAUGGCUGCAAACAGAACCCACGCAGACUGCCAGCUUUGAAUAAUAAAGGGAAACCUGCAGCAAAAGGGAAGAAAAAAUAAGUGAUUAUUUUAGUGAUGUAGAAGGAUCUCAAACAAUCCAUAUUCAUGCAGAAUAUGAGGAACAUUGUAUAUAGAAUAUUGUAUAUACAUCUAUUGUACAUAAUUUCAUUUUAAGUGAUCAUACUAGUGAAUAGUAUUGUACAUAAACAUUCCAUUAUCAAACCUGUGACAUGAACAGUACAUUUAUGAACAUUAUAUACAUGAACAGUACAUUUAU
This is a messenger RNA of Owenia fusiformis, 2935 nucleotides long. The record is from the annotation of a GenBank genome assembly. Lineage: Eukaryota; Metazoa; Annelida; Polychaeta; Sabellida; Oweniidae.